Messenger RNA from Serinus canaria (Common canary), 1559 nucleotides. RefSeq names its product loricrin-like. Bases 122 to 1378 code for a protein of 418 amino acids. NCBI's taxonomy places the organism in Eukaryota, Metazoa, Chordata, Aves, Passeriformes, Fringillidae. The record is from RefSeq and is a predicted model, not a curated record. The transcript has 2 exons.
AUGCCUCACUUCCCACUCAGGAAAAACGGUAUAAAAGUUGGUGGAUCUCGGGGUGCUUCAUUCGCUCAGCUUUGCCCUGAGGUGUCCGUGGUCAGAGCCGAGAAGGGGUCACUGCUCCAAGAUGUGCUCCAGACAAAGCGGGUGCCACGGCUGCGGCUGCUGCUGCUGCUGCCGGGGUAGCCAACAGUCCCAGGGCUCCUCCGGCGGGGGAGGAGGCGGAUCCUGCUGCGGUGGAGGAUCCUCUGGAGGAUCAGCCCAGAAGAUCAUUAUCAGCUCUGGCGGCGGAGGAGGAGGAGGAGGCUCCUCCGGAUGCUGCGGAGGGGGAUCUGGUGGCGGUUCUUCAAAGAGCAUGAUGGGAGGUGGAGGAGGAGGAGGAGGAGGAUCCUCUGGAUGCUGCGGUGGAGGCUCCAGUGGGGGCUCCUCAAAGAGCAUGAUGGGAGGAGGAGGAGGCGGUGGUGGAUCCUCCGGAUGCUGCGGUGGAGGAUCUGGCGGUGGAUCUUCUGGGAUGAAGAUCAUCAUGGGAGGUGGAGGUGGUGGAGGUUCUUCUGGAUGCUGCGGCGGCGGAUCCGGCGGUGGAUCUUCAAAGAGCAUGAUGGGAGGUGGAGGCGGUGGGUGCUGCGGUGGAGGCUCCAGUGGGGGCUCCUCAAAGAGCAUGAUGGGAGGCGGUGGUGGAUCCUCCGGAUGCUGCGGCGGCGGAUCCGGUGGUGGAUCUUCAAAGAGCAUGAUGGGAGGUGGAGGCGGUGGGUGCUGCGGUGGAGGAUCUGGUGGUGGCUCUUCUGGGAUGAAGGUCAUAAUGGGAGGUGGAGGCGGUGGUGGAUCCUCCGGAUGCUGCGGAGGCGGAUCUGGUGGUGGAUCUUCAAAGAGCAUGAUGGGAGGUGGAGGCGGUGGGUGCUGCGGUGGAGGAUCUGGUGGUGGCUCUUCUGGGAUGAAGGUCAUAAUGGGAGGUGGAGGUGGUGGAGGUUCUGGAUGCUGCGGUGGUGGAUCCAGUGGUGGCUCCUCAAAGAGCAUGAUGGGAGGUGGAGGUGGUGGAGGAUCCGGUGGAUGCUGUGGUGGAGGAUCCGGUGGUGGCAGUGGGGGAUCAGCUCAGAAGAUCAUCAUCAGCUCUGGCGGUGGAGGAGGAGGAGGAGGCUCCUCCGGAUGCUGUGGAGGGGGAUCUGGUGGUGGCUCUUCAGGAGGGAAGAUCAUCAUGGGAGGGGGAGGCGGUGGCGGAUCCUCUGGAUGCUGCGGUGGCGGAUCCGGCGGCGGCUCCUCAGGCCAGACCAUCAUCAUCAGCUCUGGAGGUGGCGGCGGAGGCUCCUCCCAGCAGAAAUGUCCUGUUGUCAUCCCCAUGUCCCACCAGACCAAGCAGAGCUCCCACUGGCCCUGCCAGCAGAAGUAACAGCCCUGGGCUGCUCUGGUUCCCAUCAGGAACGGUCGAGUCCUUGCCCUCCCAGUUUUUCCCCAGCACAUCCUCGUCCCUUGUGUUCCCUUGGUGCUGCAUCCCUGUGCUGUGAACUCCCAGGUGGCUCCUCUGUGCCAUAAAUGUGACGGGAAAUAAAGAUUUCUGUGCACGGACAGAA